GGCGCAACGGCUCGCCGGACUCGCCAUCACCGGCAAGCCGCCUUCAGCUUCAGCCGCCGCUCCCUCCUCAUCGGCGCGUCGAGCUCUUCUUCCCCUGCCUCCUCGGACACGACACAACCGCGCGUCGGCGCGCCAAAACCAAAACCACCCAGAUCAGAGCCGUCACGAACGACCCGACGAACGAGGUGUACUCGCUCGCGGCGGUGACGCUGCUAGCUGGGGUGGAGAGGAGGGAGACGAAGAAGCUUGAGAGGAGCGCCACGGCGAUCCGCAGCCGCGUGCGCAUCAGCCCCGCACCGGCUCCCCCGCCGCCGCCGCCGCUGAUGACCCCGUCCUUCACGCCGCCCGGGGCCUCGCCGGCCUGUGACUGGUGACGCAUGACUGCGGGCUAGCGGGAGACGAGGAGAGUCGGAGAAAGGGAGGGAUUCAGGACUCAGGAGUCGCACCGCCGGGUCGUCCUUCCGACUUUGCUCGCUGCCCCGUCUCUUCUCCCCCAAGCAUCGGGUGGCAGUCGCAGGCUCGCACCCGCCGCCGUCAUCGCCACACUCCAGUUUGCCGCCCCUUGGAAGCUGAAGCAUACAUCGGAAGAUGGAAUUAUAUCGUGGUAUGGGUCGAUUUCACCGCACCUUGCUGGAAGCACGCAAGGUGUUUGCAAGAAUGCUUAGCAGCCGCGGUGACGCCCUGGUGGACAUCACCGACCCCGCCAGGAGCCUGUGCAAACUUAUAAUCUCCUGCCAGAAGGCCGCUGCGCUCGAGCAUGAGCUCGAUCACAGCGGCAUCCGCGUCACGCCCGACGUCGCCGAGCGCGUCCUGGAGCGCCUCGACAACGCCGGGAUGCUCGCGUACCGGUUCUUCGAGUGGGCGCGCAGGCAGAAGCGCGGUGGCUGCGCGCACACAGUCCGGUCAUACCACACGGUGGUCUCCUCCCUCGCGAAGAUCCGCCAGUACCAGCUCAUGUGGGACGUCGUGGCUGUCAUGCGCCGGGAGGGCGUGGUCAAUGUUGAGACGUUUGGCAUUAUCAUGAGGAAGUAUGCCCGAUCGCAGAAGGUUGAUGAAGCUGUUUACACCUUCAAUGUCAUGGAGAAGUAUGGCGUGGUCCCGAACCUCGCUGCCUUCAACAGCCUGCUUGGUGCGCUGUGCAAGUCCAAGAAUGUGCGCGAAGCACAGGAGAUCUUUGACAAGAUGAAUAGCCAGUUCAGUCCGGAUGCCAAGACCUAUAGCAUCUUGCUUGAGGGCUGGGGGAGAGCACCUAACCUCCCAAAGAUGCGAGAAGUCUAUAGUGAGAUGAUUGACGCUGGUUGCGAGCCUGACAUUGUCACAUAUGGCAUCAUGGUUGACUCACUCUGCAAGACAGGCCGUGUUGAGGAAGCUGUACGAGUGGUGCAGGAUAUGACCUCCAGGGGAUGCCAACCAACAACUUUCAUAUACAGUGUCUUAGUGCAUACUUAUGGUGUUGAGAUGAGGAUCGAGGAUGCUGUGGCAACAUUUUUGGAUAUGGAGAAGGAUGGAAUUGUGCCAGAUGUUGUUGUCUAUAAUGCACUUGUUACUGCCUUCUGCAAAGCGAAAAAAUUUCAGAAUGCAUUUAGAGUCCUAAAUGAUAUGGAAGGCCAUGGAAUCUCUCCAAACUCAAGGACCUGGAAUAUCAUCCUUAACCAUUUGAUUAGCCUUGAAAGGGAUGACGAAGCAUACAGGGUGUUCCGUCGCAUGAUUAAGUAUUGCCAACCAGACUCUGAUACUUACACCAUGAUGAUAAAAAUGUUUUGUGAGAAUGACAAGGUAGAGAUGGCACUGAAAGUAUGGAAGUAUAUGAGGUUGAAGCAAUUUCUCCCAAGUAUGCACACGUUCUCUGUGCUGAUCAAUGGGUUGUGUGACAAGGGUGAGGUUAGCCAAGCUUGUGUUUUGCUUGAAGAUAUGAUAGAGAAGGGCAUCAGACCUCCUGGUUCAACAUUUGGCAAGCUAAGGCAGCUGCUUUUGAAGGAAGGAAGGAAAGAUGUGCUUGACUUUCUUGUUAAGAAAAUGAAUAUCCUGAUACAGGAACCUUUGUUUGAUUGAUUAUUCAUACCUUAUAAUGGUUCAUAACACAUUGAGAGUUUGUUUCUCGCAUAUGUGGGUGUCGCCAGAAGGAUGAGUGGUCUGUUCAAGGCUUGUUUGGAUAGGAAGGGAUUGCAAUGAGUCCAUUCCAUUUCCCUGUCGGAAGGGAUUGGACAUGUUCCAGCUGCAUCCAAAACAGGAGUUAAGCCUUCGACAUGUUAUUAUUAUUAUCAUUAACCAGAGGUGUGCCAGUCACAAGGUUUGUGCUUAAAGUGCUCAACUGCUGACUGCUAGUCUGCUAUUUAGCAACUUGCCGCGCUAUGGUUGAGAUUUUGUCAUCGUGAAGAAAUGAAUGUGCACCAGUUGAUCCAAAUGAGCUCUUAGGUGCAAAGCAUACCGCAAGAACUUGUCAUCCAGGGGUUCUGAAUUCACAUGCUUCAUGCCAACCUGCAGAAGAACAAAGUUACUGCUCCAUUUUUUUACAAACCUGGAACAUUCAGAGACCAAUUGAGCAAAUGAUCAGUGGAGUACAAAGAACUGCCAAGCCUUGUCCAUGACGAGUUGGAGAGUUUGUUGAACGGCUGAACUCAAGAUGUGGAAAUUGAGACGAAUACGAGGAAAUUCUCAAGCUCAAAUUACAGUACAGGAUUAUAAUUCAGAGAGCUGAUGGUGACAUCAAAAGAACAAGGCUCUAAACAGUAUGCGCGUGUGCUGACAACCAAGAAAGGCGAUUGAAAAAUUUUCAUAUGCAAUUGAACAUCUUCAACGAGUUUUCACUGUUGCUUGUGUUAUCUAUAAUGUCAGAGGUCUCGUCUUUUUGCCUAUGCUUAUGUUUAUAAGUCAAAAUUUUAAUCGUAAAACUUAAAUUUGAAGUUAA
Molecule: messenger RNA, 2908 nt
Organism: Oryza brachyantha (malo sina)
Lineage: Eukaryota; Viridiplantae; Streptophyta; Magnoliopsida; Poales; Poaceae
Product: pentatricopeptide repeat-containing protein At1g77360, mitochondrial
Exons: 2
Coding region: 589-2052 (487 amino acids)
Molecular function (GO): protein binding
Source: RefSeq, a predicted model, not a curated record